Anguilla anguilla (European eel) is the source of this 1367-nucleotide messenger RNA. It is a transcript of the gene eif2b1, whose product is annotated as eukaryotic translation initiation factor 2B, subunit 1 alpha. NCBI's taxonomy places the organism in Eukaryota, Metazoa, Chordata, Actinopteri, Anguilliformes, Anguillidae. Gene Ontology annotation, cellular component: eukaryotic translation initiation factor 2B complex. Gene Ontology annotation, molecular function: guanyl-nucleotide exchange factor activity; translation initiation factor activity. The coding region runs from base 419 to 1327 and encodes 302 amino acids. The transcript has 9 exons. Gene Ontology annotation, biological process: translational initiation. The record is from RefSeq and is a predicted model, not a curated record.
AACCCGCGACAACAGAGCAGGGAAACUCAUCGGAAGCAGGGGGUAUGAGCGAAUGUGCAGAUUACAAUUGAACUAAAUUCUCUUGCAACAAUAACUGGCCGACUAUCUCGAUUUUAAAUAAAUACAUAAAUACACAUAUAGCUAGUUUUCUCAACAACAUUUGCUUUUUGGUUAGCCAGCUAGGCAUGCACUGGAAAAAGCAAGGUGUCAAGCUGUCAUAGUGAUAACUUGGUUAUCAGUUACUGAGGCAGCUCAUCCUCGCUUGUGAGCUAGUUAGAUAAGCCUUUUAUGUUUAUAGAUUCUAUCCGGUUUCGGGAAACAUUUUAAUCACGAAAAUCCACUGACCGUUAUCUGGCUGGCUAGCUAGUCCCCUUGGUCCAGCUCUGGCAAGAAAGACAUCUGACUGCAUCCUCACAGAAUGAACGAAGACGAGUUGGUAGAGUAUUUUAGGGCUCAGAUGAGGCAGGAUCCGGAUGUGGCCUCUGCUGUCGCAGCCAUCCGCACUCUACUAGAGUUCUUAAAAAGAGACAAAGGUGAAACGAUCCAGGGUCUGAGGGAGAACCUGACGCAGGCCAUUGACCGGCUGACGGGAGUGGACUCCUCUGUGGCCGUGUCCUCAGGAGGAGAGCUUUUCCUGCGUUUCAUCAGCCUCACGUCCCUGGAGCACGAUGAUCUGUCACGAUGCAAGAAAGUUAUGGUUGAAAGAGGGGAACUUUUCCUGAAGAAAAUCUCUCUCUCCAGGAACAAAGUCGCCAAGCUGUGCCACACUUUCAUAAAAGACGGAGCGAAAAUCCUGACGCACUCGUCCUCCAGAGUGGUGCUGAGGGUGCUGGAGAAGGCAGCGGCCGAGAAGAAGCGCUUCACCGUGUACGUCACAGAAUCCCAGCCGGACUCCGCAGGGAAAAAAAUGGCAGAGGCAUUGAGAAAUCUCAACGUUCCUGUCACUGUAGUUUUAGAUGCUGCCGUGGGGUACAUCAUGGAGAAGGUGGACCUGGUGAUAGUGGGAGCGGAAGGAGUGGUGGAGAGCGGAGGAGUCAUCAACAAGAUCGGUACCUAUCAGAUGGCCGUGUGCUCCAAAGCGCACAACAAGCCCUUCUACGUGGUGGCAGAGAGCUUCAAGUUCGUCCGGCUUUAUCCUCUCAACCAGCAGGACGUCCCCGACAGAUUUAAGUACAAGGCAGACACGCUGAAGACGGCGGAGAAUCUAAACGAGGAGCACCCCAUGAUCGACUACACGCCCCCCUCCCUCAUCACACUGCUCUUCACGGACCUGGGCGUGCUCACCCCCUCUGCAGUCAGCGACGAACUCAUCAAGCUUUACUUGUGACAAGCCUGGUAACGUCAAUAAAAUACAACCAACAAAGAUG